UUACAGACACACCUUUGAUAGAUUUGGCAGGCUUUAUUUUAAUCUGCAUUCCAUAUAUUAUUCUACAGGCAGAGAGGAAAAAAGCCCUCACAAUCAAAAUCAAAGAAAUUGCCCAUUCCUGUAGUGGAUCUCUAUCACUUAUUAAAGGCAGCUCAGCUGGGUUUGUGAAGGCAUUCUGGGAUCUGAUUUUGAAGACUUCUAUCUAUAUCCAUAUCUGUAUCUAUAGAUACAUACUUAUAAUUUGUAGUCAAUGGAAUACUGCUGUCAGUACACCUAUGUAUAUGCCCACAAUCCAAAUGUAUCUCCACAUGCUUAUUUUAUAUGCAUUAAGUAGUUGAACAGAAAUAACCCCAGUCAUAAAAUUAAGCAAAUACCUAAAGACUGGACCUCAGUGUUCUGACUGGGAGGAGAUAAAGGAGAAUGAGAGUGAACUUAUUGAUGACAGAUGCUAGUUUCACUGCUUAAUGCCCUAUUGGGAUGCUCUUAGUGACUACUGUCGUCAAUGCAGUGUAAGAACUUAAAUAGAAGGGAAAAGGAGGGCAGAAUUCAUUAGACAGUCUAGAAAUCACAUGGUUUCUGUUUUAAAACAUUACUGCAUGUUGCUUGAUGCUAACAGGAAGAGUUCUAAUUUGUGUGUGCUUUUUCUUUCCUAAUAUCAAAAGCUAAUCAUUUGGACUGAAACAAUCCCCUGCAACUCAUUUGUUGUAGCAAUUUGGCAGAGGAUGGCAGCCAGUGACUAGUAACAGUGAGAAAACUGAUCUAUUUCCAUGGUCUUAGGUGAAUGCAUGCCAUAAAUACAAGAGAGGAAACAGGGAGGAAACUGGGGACAAAUACUCCCAGUCUCAGUAAUCAAAGCUGCCAUUACUAAAUAAAUGUUUUAAGUAAAUGGGAACAAUGAGACUUGAUGAAAACAGAGGUAGAUGGUUGGAUGGUAUUUUUUAGUGGGAUAUUGCCACAUUUAAAUGGAAGGCAGAGAGGAUCUCUUUUACUGGUUUAAGUCCAAUAUUUACAUUCAGACUAGUAUAUGCCAUUGUGUAGUAAAUGACAGAACACCUCCAAUGACAUUAAAGAUUCCAGUGUUGUAGCUACAUACUUGAAUUCUAUCUAUAUCCAGGCUUCUUCUGCACUUCAUUCACAAAACUUUUACUAGUUGACUUAUUAUUCCAUCAGGUAUUUUUUACUCUAGUGGUGAGAUACGGACUUUUCAGAACUGGAAUGACUGCAUACCUUUUAAAACAGACGUAUGCUCACAGGUAUACAACUCAUAUUUUCUAUAAUAAACGUACUAUAUGAAACAAGGUGAACUCUAUGGUGAGCUACAGUACAGACAUAAUAAUCAUACUUACCAAGUGAAUUUUAUCAAAUUUGUUUUUAAAUAUGUCUUCCACAAUAUGUGUAAAUGUCUCUGAGUGACCUCUGAUGUGACCUUAUUUGUCACUGGCUUUUUAUCUGUCUUUGGUCUGGUAUUUCUAUUCUUAACAGUCAUGGGUUGCCAUCACUGGGAAUAGUAAUCCGUACCUCCUACGACUUAUUUAUGUCGAGGAAAGAACUUUACUGUCAAGAUUAUUUCUGAGGUACCAAUGCAAGGCAGAAUUUUGUCUUAUUUUGUUCUAAGGAAACAAACAGCAGCCCCUCUGACCUUCAAUUUUUUAAUUGUUCCAUUUUAAAUCUCCUCCAUUUAUAUUAUCCCUACCAGGCAGCCCAUUUCUGAAUACAUAUUGGAGGAGUUAUUUAUGACACCGUUUUUAUCUCUUGCAGCUUUAUAAACUCCUAAAGUGAGAGAGGGAGGAACCCUGGUCACAUUACUGGUUAUAAUACUUGGAAAAGAUAGCCAUAAUUAGUUGUCCCAGGGACUGACUCUGCUUUCUGCCACACUCUUCAGCAAAUGGUGGAAGCCCAUUGUGCCAGUGAUGUCUCACGCACUCAGGAAAAGAUUACCAAAACUAGGUACAUAAGCAGAUACUGAACUCACAAAGACUGAUUUGGAAACAGAAACGAGGGGACUGAGAGGAGGAUUCACAGGCACAUCAGAGCCUCCCCAAGAGGGAUGGUGACAGGGAACAAGACUUUGCAGAUGGAAAAAAUAAAGGCACGACUGAAAGCAGAAUUUGAAGCCCUGGAGUCUGAGGAGAGGCACCUGAAAGAAUACAAACAGGAAAUGGACCUGCUGCUGCAAGAGAAGAUGGCCCAUGUGGAGGAGCUGCGACUGAUCCAUGCUGAUAUUAAUGUGAUGGAGAAUACUAUCAAGCAGUCUGAGAACGAUCUCAACAAGCUCUUGGAAUCUACUCGUCGCUUGCAUGAGGAGUACAAACCCCUGAAGGAGCAUGUAGAUGCUUUGCGGAUGACUCUGGGAUUGCAGAGGCUGCCAGAUCUAUGUGAGGAGGAAGAGAAACUGUCCCUUGACUACUUUGAAAAGCAGAAAGCAGAAUGGCAGACAGAACCACAGGAGCCUCCCAUCCCAGAGUCUCUGGCUGCAGCUGCAGCGGCUGCCCAACAGCUGCAAGUGGCUAGGAAACAAGAUACCAGACAGACAGCAACUUUCAGACAACAGCCACCUCCAAUGAAGGCAUGUUUAUCGUGUCACCAACAAAUUCAUCGAAAUGCGCCCAUAUGCCCACUCUGCAAAGCAAAGAGCCGAUCUCGGAAUCCCAAAAAGCCCAAGAGGAAACAGGACGAAUGAAACCCAGAAGAAUGACAAGCAAACAUGUGACCUGUUCCAGUAUUCUUCCAGUAGAACUGCAAAUGUGGCCAGACUUUACUGAAGUGCAGACUCAAGUAUGACCGACCCAUUGUUUUCUAUUUAAUGCAAUGUAAGCACAAUGUUCCUGUUCUGUCUUAAUUUCCUUCCAGUCCUUAGGAUUUGGUUUUAGGAAAGUAAGUAUUACUGGUGCUACAGUUUAACAUUUCAAUCAUUCCAUCUUUUGGACUCAUGAACAAAGUAGACUUCUUAGGCACGUAUCCUAAAUGCCAGGCUAUUCCUAUUGGCCAAAUGCGAUUACCACAAAUGCUUUUAUGUUGUCUUUUUAAAAACAGAUGUUACUAAAAGAUUAUUCUGUUUUCUCCUGAUAACAGGAGACUAUUUGAAGUGCUGAAAUAGCAGACUGUCUGUUUCACUAAAGAACAAUUUGUUUACCAAGCUAGUAAGACUGCAUAGGUUUGGGUAUCCAGUAGAGCUCUUUUUAUACAGGAAAUGUUCAGGGGAAAAAAAGAAAUCGGUUUUACAGGAAAUCAGUGCAUUAAGGACACACGUGAGAUUUGAUUUACUGGAGUUUGAUUGUACCAUUCCCUCAAACUUGACUUAAAAUUUGGAAGGGGGAAUCAAGUUGCUGGCUGUGUAUGAAUUUCUAAAAUGAUCUAAUUUGUAAUGCUUUAAUGUCUUAAUAUGGUAUUAUUUUCAGCAGUCAGAAGACUGAUUGACUGAAGUACAAGGCUCAAAUGAACUGUAUUAGUGGUCCGCCUAGGCUCUAUGGCCAACCAGCUCACUGUGGUUCUCUAGGAAACAUGCAUGAAAUAUCUCAAAUCUCUAUGUGCACAGACUGCAACAUCAGCCAUUCUGCACAUCUUCUAUUCCUGGUUUCUACAGCCAAAAUCUCCCUUGGCAGACAUACCCUCCACUGGAGCACAGGGAAGUUCUCUAACAUGCACCAGGAACAGUGUCAACUAAAAAUGAUGUAUUUCACCACAACUGCCUGGCUUUGGUGUCAUCGUCCUCCCUCAACCAAAACUUCCUAUUUUUGUAUCUUUUAAUAGGGCAUUGUCAAGUAAGCUUUAUUUCAGCCCAGUUUUUUCUUCUUGCUCUCUACGUGUGCCAAAAAUACCCUGACUAAAGGAUCCUUCAGACCACUCCCUGUAUCCGUGUCUUCCCUUUGUUUCACCUCGUGUAACAACAGUUCCUCCAAUGGGGACAAUGGCAGUGACCCAACUACAGAACCAGGGCUUAAAAUUUACUGAUUUCUAAUCCCAGUUUUUUUACUGCCCUUGUUGAUUAAAUUGAUCUCAAGUAUUAAAUAUUCUUUUCACUAACUUCAGGAGGCAGGGACUGCUGGUUUACGUUCUUCUCUCUGUAGCCCAGGUUUUCCUCUACUAUUAUGUUAGAGUGGUUAUACGGAGAACUUUGCUAAAUACUGGGGACUGUAGAAAUCCACAUAAACCAAUUUUGCUGGCCAAGUCACGUAUGCUGCCAUUAAUUUCCCAGCUCCGCCACAAAGUACGUAUGUUAUUGAAUAUAGUCUUGUAAUUUAUGCCAAGUUCAGUUGGUAUUCUCCCAUUUUAAUGUUUCAUAGCCAAAUAAACAUCUGUCAACAGCAGAGACAGAAUGUGGACCAUGUGCUCCUGAAAAUAUGUGAAGAGCGGAUUCUGCUACCUGAAUUACUGGCAUUCAGUCUCUGUGAGACAGCAAUAAUGGAGUAUAGUCUGACCCCAUGCUCCAAAUGGCAGCAGUGUGCUAAGUCUAUCGUUACGCAUGUUUCCUAACACAAAUACUGGAUUCUACUUUUAAACGUCAAGAGUGGCCACAUGCUGCGUGCCCUGUUCAGAGCAAUUCCUAUUGGGUUUAAGGGAAAAUGCACACAGAGUUAUAGGACAGUAUAUGACCUCCCCCAAAGUGCACGCAUAAGAGCAGCAUACUUUGACAGCUGUACAUAAAUUUAAGAAGUAGUGACAAUGGAGAAUGGGCAAAUGGUCUGCAAUGAAGUAGUGCGAAUAGAAGGAUAGAUUUGUAGAAACUUUGACUUACGGUUCUGAAAUAGAUAGGGUUAGUCGUAGCUGCUCUCACUUCACUUACUUUGCCAGGUUCAUUCUUUCUUGGGAGAUCUCUAGAGCUCUAAACUGAAGUAUGCUUAAGGAAAACUGUUUACUAAUUUAGUAUGGCAGUUUCGUAUUCUUACUUUUAUAAACUAGUCUCUUGUGCCGUGUUUAACAAGGUUUUUUUAAAAAAAGAAAAAAAUGUGAAUAUGGCAUACUGUGUUUGUAUCAAUAAUGUACUAGUGUUUACAAAUCUGUUUUCACAAGUUCUGCCAUAUGAAUAGCAUGCAUUGCUGAGAACGAUUCUAACUGAGUAUGAGUCAACAGUAUACCCUGGCAGCCAAAAGGGCCAACUGUGUCCUGGAGCGCAUCGAGCACGGCAUAGCUAGCCAGUUGAGGGAGAUGAUUGUCCCACUCCACACUGCACUGGUGCAGCCUCAAGUACUGUGUGCAAUUUUGGACGCCUCAGUGAAAGAAGGACAUCUGACUAUUAGAAUGUGUCCAGAGGAGGGUGACCAAGAAGGUAAAAGGCCUCAAGGACAAGAUUUACGAGGAGCAGCUGAGGUCACUUGGUUUGUUCAGCUUGGAGAAGAGAAGGCUGAGGGGGGACCUCAACGCAGUCUACAGCUUCCUCAAGGGGGGGCAGCGGAGGGGGAGGUGCUGAUCUCCUCUCUCUGGUGACCAGCAACAGGACACAAGGAAAUGGAAUGAAGCUGCGUCAGGGGAAGUUCAGAUUGGACAUUAGGAAAAGAUUCUUCACCGAGAGGGUGGUCGAUCACUGGAACAGGGUCCCCAGGGAAGUGGUCACGGCACCAAGCCUGUCAGAGUUCAAGGAGCAUCUGGAUGAUGCUCUUAGUCAUAUGGUUUAGUGAGGUAGUCCUGCGAGGAGCAGGGAGUUGGACCUGAUGAUCCUUAUGGGUCCCUUCCAACUCGAGAUAGUCUAUGACUCUAUUUCAAGGAGACAAAAUCUGUAUUAUGCAUUAAGGGAUCCUGGGGGUGGGGGGAGGGAGGGAAGCAGUAUCUUUCAUAGGGAACCAGUAUUCUCCUUUUCUCUCUCAGAUUAAUUAAGGAAGUUUAACCGAAGAGCUCUUCUUGUGACAGCCCCAGGCCCUUUUCUCCCAGGCACCUUUCUCAAGAGACUAGAGGGAUAAUUAUGAAAUAUUGAUUUACUGUUUUUUUAGGCAGAGGAGGAAGCUGUGUGAAGUACAGUUCUUACCACAAGUCUACUGCAUUUUUGUUCCAUGGAGCAACAAUGGCCUCCUCCUUUGUACCUAAGGUUCUUUGAGGAUACUUCUUCACUUGGCUUAAAUGCAUUCUUAUUUGGGUUAAAUUCUCUUAAUAGCCACAAAGAGAGGCUUCUCAAAGCUUUCAAGACUUUUAUAUUACUAAAGUCUUGUUCACCCCGGCUUUGUCAUUCGCUUUUCAAUGGGCAUUCAAGAGACAACAAAAUCACUGGAUUCUUUUGUUAUAGAUGGUUUCCAGGGUCUUUUCCUGGUUCCCCACUCUCCUCAAAGGACAGUUCUGUUGUUCUGCAACCAAAUGGAAAAAAAAAAAAACAAAAAAACCACAAGCCUCUCACCCUGUCCCCCACCUUAAGGUCAUGCUAAAAGGAUGUGAACACUCUAUUGUGUCUAAAGCCUUUGCUGUAGAAAUUUUCAUACCCAAGCUGGGGUAGGUCAGUUGUUCAAACUUCAGUGCCAAGGACCCCAUUAAUUAUAGAGAAAAUGUAAGCCAAAUUUUAAUACUUGCACUUCCUGAAUUCAAUUUCAGCUUUCUAAACAGGACACUGACUGAACCUGCCAGUGGCUUCAAGUUACAGAAUCUAAUUUUGAAAGAAUAGCCAUUGAUGUGUUACUCUAAAUAGCAGACUGUUCAAGAAAUUAAGACUUUACUAGCACUUUAAAUAAAUAAAAGUGCUUUCCUUUAUUUUACAGUUUUCUAAUUCCUCCGACUUCAUUUUAGCAUUUAGGUAUUUUAGCAAUAUCUGGCGUUUUCACUGGCUUCUGUGUUUUAAAUAUUUUACUCCUGUGCCCAGUAGGAGUAAGAGUGUGCUACCUGUUUAAUUUGUCUGUACAGUCCUUUUUAAUAAAUGUUUGUUUCAUGUCA
Harpia harpyja (harpy eagle) is the source of this 6849-nucleotide messenger RNA. It is a transcript of the gene ZC4H2, whose product is annotated as zinc finger C4H2-type containing. The record is from RefSeq and is a predicted model, not a curated record. Bases 2048 to 2680 code for a protein of 210 amino acids. Gene Ontology annotation, biological process: positive regulation of neuron differentiation. The transcript is spliced from 5 exons. Gene Ontology annotation, cellular component: nucleus. Lineage: Eukaryota; Metazoa; Chordata; Aves; Accipitriformes; Accipitridae.